Molecule: messenger RNA, 2367 nt
Organism: Pieris brassicae (large cabbage white)
Lineage: Eukaryota; Metazoa; Arthropoda; Insecta; Lepidoptera; Pieridae
Product: obg-like ATPase 1
Exons: 11
Coding region: 165-1358 (397 amino acids)
Cellular component (GO): cytoplasm
Molecular function (GO): ATP binding; GTP binding; ATP hydrolysis activity
Source: RefSeq, a predicted model, not a curated record
ACGUCAAAGCUGUCAAUGUACGGAUUGACAGUGUUGUUGACAUUACAGAAACCGGUGUUGUGUUCAAUUUUCCAUGGCAUGUGGUAUAUCUUAUGAUAAAGCUAGGAAUAUAAAUUAAAUAAAUAGCAUAAAUUAUUUAAAAUCGAGGACCUCAUAGAAUUAUAAUGCCACCUAAAAAAGUAGAAGAACCUGAAAAGAAACCACUAAUUGGCCGUGUCGGAACAAAUUUAAAAGUGGGAAUAGUUGGUGUACCAAAUGUGGGAAAGUCAACAUUCUUUAAUGUUCUCACCAAGAGUCAAGCAGCUGCAGAAAAUUUCCCUUUCUGCACCAUAGAUCCUAAUGAAAGUCGUGUACCGGUACCGGAUGAACGAUACGAUUAUCUUUGCCAGUACCAUAAACCUGCCAGUAAAGUGCCUGCGUUUCUGAACGUGGUGGACAUCGCUGGGUUGGUGCGUGGGGCUGCCGAAGGUCAAGGACUGGGAAAUGCCUUCCUCUCUCAUAUCAAGGCAUGCGAUGCAAUCUUCAACUUAUGUCGUGCCUUCGAUGAUGAAGACGUGAUUCACGUCGAUGGAGAUGUGAACCCUAUCAGGGAUUUGGAGACAAUUGGUGAAGAGUUGCGUCUGAAAGAUGAAGAGCAACUGCUGCAGAACAUUGAGAAGUUGGAUCGGGUUGUCGUACGUGGUAAUGAUAAGAAACUCAAGCCGGAGUAUGACUCCCUGAUGAAGAUUAAGAGCAUUUUAGUUGAUGAGAAGAAGCAUAUCCGUUUCGGAGACUGGAGCUCAUUUGAUAUUGAAAUUUUAAAUAAAUACCUGUUCCUCACUUCGAAGCCAGCGCUUUAUCUUGUUAAUUUAUCCGAAAAGGACUAUAUUAGGAAGAAAAAUAAAUGGUUACCAAAACUAAAGGAAUGGAUCGAUAAGAACGACCCAGGUGCACCUUUGAUCCCCUUCUCCGGAGUCUUCGAGAGCAAACUACUGGACAUGGACCCAGAAGAGAGACAGGCCUUCUUGAAAGAACAAAAUGUUACCAGUGCUUUAGAUAAAAUCAUCGUCCAAGGAUACAAAGCCCUGCAAUUGGAGUACUUCUUCACGGCGGGAGUGGACGAAGUUAAGGCGUGGACCAUUCAGAAAGGCACCAAAGCCCCUCAGGCCGCGGGGCGCAUCCACACAGACUUCGAGAAAGGUUUCAUAAUGGCUGAAGUGAUGCACUUCAAGGACUUCAAGGAGGAAGGUUCCGAAGCCGCCUGCAAAGGGGCCGGCAAGUACCGGCAGCAAGGCCGUAACUACGUAGUAGAAGACGGCGACAUAAUUUUCUUCAAGUUCAACGCAGGCGCAGGUUUAAAGGACGCUAAGAAGAAAUGACGUGACAAAGUCCUCUUACUUCUAGUGCAUAUGCUAUACAUGAACCUCGCUCUUUACUCUUUGCUACACGUCGCUUGAUUUGACACAUAUAUAUAUAUCGUUAGAAAUAUUAACAACUAAGAAUUAACUCUGUUGAACAUUAUUUACCUAUAUACAGGUAUCUAUAUAACUACUGACGCCUUUUUUAAGUUUAGUUAAUGGUUUUUGUAUGAUUUUUUAAUAAAAGCAUUCAAAAAGUUGUAGAAAAAUUCAUAAGUCUAAAUUAAAUAUGAACCUCUCAGAAUAUAUUCCAUUUUCAAUAUCAAAAAUGUUAGCAUUAUACAGCGUGUCCCAUAUAUCGACUUCAGACCAGAUAUGGCCUGCUCUCUCUUUCUCUAUCUUUAACUGGCAGCUCAUGUCUGAGCGUCGUGAUCAGCAAGGAAGCAUCUGGAGCUCACUAUCUGUUUCCUCAGAUUUGUCUCCAGCGCCUCUCUUAUGACAGUGUACAGGUUGAGGACGAGUCUUUCACUUGAUUAGUCCCUCUAGUUUGUGAACGGCCUUAAACACCUAAGAAAAUUAUUAUUUUUGUUUUAACAGUACUAAAAACAAUUUUGGCUUACUAACAUUGUUUAGUACUUUUUGCAACACAGGGUGUAUAAAUAUUAUAAUGUUACCUUUCCAAUGUCAAUAAUUAAAAAAAUAAGUGACAUAGAUUUUUUUUUAAUUUUCUGGGGUCCAGGACCUGUCCUAUUAUCCGACUUCGGCUUGAUAGUAACUGGACACAUCCUGUAUAAUGCGUAUAUUUUAUUUGUAGUUGAAUUUGAUGAAUUCUUCAAUAAGCUUUUUAAUACACCGAGAUAUUGUUGUGUCGUCAAAAUGAAACAUUUGUAAAUUUUUAUUAAACAUAAUUUCAGUGUGAUUUUGCUAAUCGUGUUGUUUCACUCUCACAUAUUGUCAUACACAAUGUUAGAAUGAGACAGCACACUGGGUAUGUUGUACCUUGGUACCUUAAAUAAAAACCGUUAUAAUA